This is a messenger RNA of Closterium sp. NIES-67, 4358 nucleotides long. Lineage: Eukaryota; Viridiplantae; Streptophyta; Zygnematophyceae; Desmidiales; Closteriaceae. The record is from the annotation of a GenBank genome assembly.
CCAAGGGCGUCCAUCUUCGCCUUACCUGGAGAGUGCGUUGAUGUAGUUGCCAGCUGCGCAUAGCCCGUUGGUGCUCAAAUCGACGAGCAGGCGGCCUCUCAUCCCAUCGCGCUAGUCGUAGUUGCUCUUGUAGAAUACGACCCGUAUACCUAAAAUCUCACAAAAGCUGCCAGACCCUUUUGAUCAUGCUACCGUCGCAGUACAGUGCGUACUUGCAGCGAAGCAUACGAUUGCACAUACAGAACUGCGUGUUGUCGAGAACCAGGAUUCAUUACAGUCCAGUACCAGUCGUGGGAGUAGGACGCGACCGGUGCAAUGCACGUAGAAGGCACGGGGGAUGCAACUGCGGUUCUCCUCUCCUCUCCAUUCUCCUCUCCAUUCUGCAUUCCCCUGCUGGUAACAGUGGUCACAGUGCAUUCUCUUGUUCAGAGGUACGAGGGGUGCGCGGUGUCAGGAUGCACCUCAUUCAGCAGCUCAUGCGAGCACCGCUCGUUUUGCCUUCUAUCCUGGAGCUGCAGCUACUGUACGACGCCCUCGUCGCUGGCUCCUCGCUGGCUCUCACUCCCCCUCGCCCUCUACAGUAUCGUGCUGGCUCGACACUCGAACCAGCCCGAGUCGUGGAGAGAUUAUUCGAUGUACACCCAAGUAUUCGAUGAAAUAGCACAUAUUAGAGCCCUCUUUUUGUUACCAUCACCCCAAGUUCGGUUCAGGUUUGCAAUGUCGCACGGAGAGCGAGUCCCGUCGAACGUGGGUUUCUCAGGCAAGCGCAGUAUAGCGUUACAGUGACCACGCAGAUAAAACAAUCGUUGCCAUCGAAUACUUGGUGUACUGUACUCUUGUAGUAGGAUGCGUCUGCCGACGUGGAAGGGGCACAAGCCAGGUACAGUAGCGUUUCUCACCCUCCCCCCCACUACCCCCCUAGAACCAUUCAAGGCUGGCCGCUAUGAGUUUCCAUCCUCACUCAUCUCACUCGCCUCACUCGUCUCACUCGCCUCAGGCUGCACCUCUCGCCCGAAGAGAAAGAAUCUUCCUCUUCGCGGACCAGCGGAGGGGUGUCACUGUCCUCCUCCCGUCCUGCGCGCCAGAAAGCGCUCCGAUUCACCCAUUGGCCAGGUUUUUUCUGCAUACUGUAGACCGCUCUUCGCUACAGUACUACUGCGCAACAGCCCGACAGUAUGGUACAGCCUGCACCGCUACCGAGUAGCGCCGUGAGUGGUGGAUCCUUCCAGAAUGGACGUGCUGCCUUCUAGCCACUCCUCCCUCCCUCUCACCGCUCCUCUUUCCUCCGGAGUUUCUCUUCGCCACUGCCUUGUCUGAUCGAACUAGACCAGACUCUCUGCGUCGUCCCCUUGUCGCUUGGCAACGGACGUCCAAUCGUUGUCCGCCUACGAUCCUCUCUGCCUCAACCUCGAAAACGCUUCCUUCUCUCCGCCAGAGACAUUCGCCCUGUAUGAGCCCCUCUUUUAGACCCGCGACCAGCUGGAAUCCGUGCUACUGACUCCCUGCGCGCCUCAGCCACGGUCAUUUCCUCUUCGGUUGACUUCAGCCAACCACGGGAUCCGCGUUCGAAGUAGCCGCUGGACGAGGCGCCAUCCGGAGCAGCGCGUUUUCGACCAGCCUCAUAAUCCAUGGCGGCUCCUUUCCACAGGGCCCACUCCGCCGACGAGAACCGCGUCGUCUCGCCCCCUGCUGCGCCGACACCGCGCGGAGAGGGGCAACCGGGGGCACCAGGAGGCAGAGGAGGCGGGGGAGGCGGGGGAGGCGGAGCAGCGGGGCGCAUAGCUCACAGCCCGAGUUAUCCCAACUCUGGGUAUGCUACUAACGGGGAUGGGAACCUUGGGGGCUCGCGGCGGUCUCUGGAGGGCGGAGGCGGGAGCUCCAAGGCGCUUUCGAGAUCCAGUAGCGGGGCAGUUGCUAACGCGGAUGCCACGGGUGGUAACGGAGAGGGGAGCGGGAAGCAUUGGUCCGGUACAAGCAGUGCGCUUUCUGCUAGUAGCGAAACGCCUCGUGCGUGGGCUAGCCAGCUGUCCGCCAGUGGUGACAAUAGCGGGGGUGCUAUCCUCGAGCUGGGUGACUACAACGAUCAGAUGGCCACAUCCCCGUAUCCAGAGGCGAUCAAAGAGGAGGAAGGGUCCGUGGAGGGCCGGAAUGUUCCAAUGCCGGAUGUGACUCUAGAGGAGGAGCUCUCCGAGUCUCUCAUGCCGCUCAAGUGGGUGUUCUUCCCCGAGGCAGACCCCAUUCAGCAGUUUCGUGGAAAGCCGUGGAGGGAGAAGAUCUGGGUGUUCCUCAAGGGCGUGUUCCCGAUCCUGGAGUGGCUGCCCAAGUACGACCUGCGGUACUACCUGCUGGGUGACAUCAUCGGGGGGGUGUCCAUCGCUAUAAUGUCCGUGCCUCAGGACGUGUCAUACGCCAAGUACGCCAACCUCCCUGCCGAGUUCGCUCUCCGCACCAGCUUCAUCCCCCCUCUGCUGUACGCGAUACAGGGCUCCUCCAAGCACCUGGUGAUAGCGCCCGUGUCCGUCGUGUCUCAGCUGCUGGGCACCACACUCAGCGGCAUAGUGGACCCCAGCGCCGACCCUGCUCUCUACACCAGUCUCGCCGUCACGGCCACCUUCUUCUGCGGCAUCUUCCAACUCAUCAUGGGGCUCUGCAGGUUCGGUUUCUUAGUCGAUUUUCUCAACCAGCCAACGAUCGUUGGGUUCCUGUCGGGGUGCUCGCUCACCAUCGCCAUCCAGCAGCUCAAGCUCAUUCUGGGCUACAAGGACUUCACCCUCAGCACCAGCAUCGUCAACAUCAUCGCUGCGAUAGUGCAAUACAGCUCGCAGUUCCAGUGGAAGGCGUUCGUGAUGGGCAUGUCUUUCUUCCUCUACCUCACCACCGUCCGCGCCCUGGUGUACUUAAAGCCCAAGAACAAGGUGUUCUACUACCUCAAUGCGCUCGGCCCCUUGACAUCCAUUGUCAUAUCGACCAUCAUCGUUUCAGUUGCUGGACUCAGCACCAAAGGCAUUCCCACGAUCGGCAAGAUAGGCACCGGGCUGCACGGGGCGUCGUCCAUCUCAUACCUCAACUUCUCGUCGGAAUUUGUGGCAGAUGUGGCCACCGUUGGCUUCAUCGCCUGCCUCGUUUGCCUCGCGGAAUCAGUGGGCAUCGCCCGCACUUUUGCCAGCCUAUAUGGUUACCACAUCGACGGUAACAAGGAGAUGGUGGCCUUCGGUUCGAUGAAUCUGGUCGGCUCCUUCACCUCCUGCUACGUCGCAACAGGGUCCUUCUCUCGCACGGCCGUGAACAUGCUGGCAGGCGCACGGACCGCGGUCACUCAAGUCAUCAUGUCUGGCCUCAUUCUGCUCGUGCUGCUCGUAGCCGCCCCACUCUUCAAGAACGUCCCCAAUUGCGUCGUGGGUGCUGUCAUCGCCAACGCUGCCCUCAACUUGCUUGACUUCCAUGCUGCUUGGUCUCUGUGGAAAGUCGACAAGAUGGAUUUCCUCGUCAUGUCGGGCUGCUUCCUCGCCAUCCUCUUCGGCUCCCCCGAGAUCGGUCUCCUCGUUGCCAUCCUGCUCUCACUCAUCAAGAUCCUCCUGCGCUCGCUGCGCCCCCACAUCCGCCUGCUCGGGCUGCUCCCCAACGCCGCCGCCACGGCCGUGAGCGUGCUGCAGUUCCCCAACAGCACCUUGUGCGAGGGCAUUGUCAUGCUGCGAAUUGAGUCGCCGCUGUACUUCCCCGGGGCGAAUUUCGUGCGGCAGCGGGUGAAGAAGCUGUGCGACGCGUACGCCAGGGGAUACCAGCAGCCAGUCAAGCACUGCGUGUUGGACCUCUCAGUCAUGCAUGACAUCGAUGUGACGGCCAUCGAGGCAAUGAGGGAUCUGCACCGCGACUUGACACAGACUGGCAUUCAGCUGUGUCUGGCCAGCGCCAACAGGGACGUGCUGAGGAAGAUGUUUGACGCCCAGCUCUUGGCUGAGAUCGGGGAGCAGUGGCUCUUCGUCACUCCUGCCGAUGCCGUCAAGCUGUGCCGCGCUGUGGCGCUCUCACAACCCGCUGCUAAGGAGAGUGAACAGCUGCUAACAUCUGUGGAGACUUACGAUAUCUAAAGCGGUGGCAGCAGCAGCAGCUGUAGCAGCAGGGGGGAUGGCGGAGAGCAGUGGCUACUUUUCGUGUCAAGCCAAUUGAGACAAGUUUUGGCACAGCGUGGCUCUCUCGCUUUUGGUACUUAUGCAUGGGAGUGAUAUGUGUCUGUGUAAUGUACGCAGUGUUAAUUACUAAGUUACGUAUGAUUUUGUUCUACGAAAUAUUAACACAAAGGUAGUUUAAAUACUUUUUGUGGAUGGAUAGGUAGUAAUUUCUAUACAGCAGGCGUUCUG